AUGGAAAAGUGCAAACAUUUGAGCUUGUUCUGGAAAAUUCGUGGCACUUUGAUAAAUCCAGCCAAAGAAACAAAUCAACUGGUGAUAAAUUUGAACAACGCAGCCGUUAGGUUCCUGGGAAUGGACGUGUUGGAUAUGAAAUUUUCAUUUGUGAACCCUCGUUUCAUUUUCCUGCUAUCGAUCAUGUUCAGCUUUUUGUACGCGGAUAUUGAGGCAGCAGUUCUUGCGGAGGAUUUUGGAGAACUUAUCUACAAUCUGGCGGUUCUUGGCUUAGGAAUUCAAGGAUUUGCAAAAUUCGAUGCUUACAUUUUUAAGAAACUCAAAAUGUAUACCUUGAUUAACGAACUACUGAGAAACUUGGAGGAAUUCCAGAAGCAUGUGCAGUAUCGAGAAAUAUUUUUAGAUUCCAUUACGUUUGUUAUGGUUUUUAAAAAGUUGUAUAUCUAUCUGUAUGGAGGUUUUGGAGUAGUUUGUUUCAGUUUUGGUAUUUUGGUAUCACUUUACACUGGAACCUUGGCUCUCACGUUUGGGUUUCAGUUUUCUUUCUUAAGUACAUCCGGUUGGGUGGGUUAUUUGCUGACCUAUCUCUAUCAAACGGCUGCAAUCGUUGCGGUUAUUGUCAGCUCGUAUUGCAAUGAUCUUGGGAUUGUGUUCAUGAUUUCCUCCAUUUUGGCCUUGUAUGAUUGUAUAAUUUCGGAUUUGAGAGAUUUGGAUGGGUUAUGCAUGGUUGAGGAGCCGGAAACAGUGCGUUCGGAUAUUGAAAUGAAAAUAAAGCGUAUAAUUCAAAAACAUCAAAUAUUGAUAAAGUAUGUGAAUCAAUUCAACAGCACAUACAGCGUGUAUUUCUUUUUGAGUCUUGUUUGCCUUACCGGAGUAAUGGCCAUGUCACUCGUGGCUCUCAUUUGGACGAGCUGGUAUCCUGGAAUAGUUUUUUGCGUAGUUGCAUCGUUUCAAAUUUUUUCUUUAUGUCUGCUAGGAACACUUCUGUCUUUAAAAUGCGAAGAACUGUGCAAGGAAUGCUACAGAGUAUCAUGGUAUAUGUUUGGAGUACGAUCGCAAAAAUCGGUCAAAUUUCUGUUGAUGAUGGCACAGAACUACAAAAAUAUAUCCUAUCACUUUGGUCAAAUGAAUAUGCAAACUUUUGUUAAGGCUCACAAGUUGGUUUACAGUCUUUUUACAAUGCUUGUAGCAUCUCGACGCUAGAUGGAGG
Uranotaenia lowii is the source of this 1210-nucleotide messenger RNA. Its product is annotated as putative odorant receptor 83c. Lineage: Eukaryota; Metazoa; Arthropoda; Insecta; Diptera; Culicidae. Gene Ontology annotation, biological process: sensory perception of smell; detection of chemical stimulus involved in sensory perception of smell. Gene Ontology annotation, cellular component: plasma membrane. Gene Ontology annotation, molecular function: odorant binding; olfactory receptor activity. Bases 1 to 1203 code for a protein of 400 amino acids. The transcript is spliced from 5 exons. The record is from RefSeq and is a predicted model, not a curated record.